CAGUCGACCAACUGCCGCCGCCGCCUCAUUCGGGAUUUCAAGAGGCUGUCGACCGAGCCUCCAGAAGGGAUCUCGGGGAGCCCCUGCCCAGAUAACAUCAUGCUUUGGAAUGCCGUCAUCUUCGGACCUGGAGAUACGCCGUUCGAGGACGGAACGUUUAAGCUGACGUUAACGUUCGACGAGUCGUACCCCAACAAGCCGCCGACAGUCAAGUUCCUGUCGCGGAUGUUCCAUCCGAACGUGUACGCGAACGGGGAGCUUUGUCUGGACAUCCUUCAGAACCGGUGGUCGCCGACAUACGAUGUAGCGGCGAUUCUGACGUCGAUCCAGUCGCUGCUGCACGACCCGAACCCGAACAGUCCUGCGAACGCGGAGGCAGCGCAGCUCUACCGGGAGAACAUGAAGGAGUAUGUUCGGCGAGUGCGCGCGACAGUGGAGGACAGUUGGCUGGACCCCGACGAGCAGGCGGCGAUGGACCAGGACCCCGCUGGUGGACAAGCGUAG
Molecule: messenger RNA, 504 nt
Organism: Epithele typhae
Lineage: Eukaryota; Fungi; Basidiomycota; Agaricomycetes; Polyporales; Epitheliaceae
Product: ubiquitin-conjugating enzyme/RWD-like protein
Exons: 2
Biological process (GO): DNA repair; proteasome-mediated ubiquitin-dependent protein catabolic process; protein polyubiquitination
Cellular component (GO): HULC complex
Molecular function (GO): ubiquitin conjugating enzyme activity
Source: RefSeq, a predicted model, not a curated record